This is a messenger RNA of Lithohypha guttulata, 432 nucleotides long. It is a transcript of the gene RPB8, whose product is annotated as DNA-directed RNA polymerases I, II, and III subunit RPABC3. Gene Ontology annotation, cellular component: RNA polymerase II, core complex; RNA polymerase I complex; RNA polymerase III complex. Lineage: Eukaryota; Fungi; Ascomycota; Eurotiomycetes; Chaetothyriales; Trichomeriaceae. The record is from RefSeq and is a predicted model, not a curated record. Gene Ontology annotation, biological process: DNA-templated transcription. The coding region runs from base 1 to 432 and encodes 143 amino acids. The transcript is spliced from 2 exons.
AUGUCUGAGAAUAUCCUUUACGAGGCCAGCUUCAAGGUCGCAAACAUCAACAACUCCAAGUAUGAUCGUGUUUCACGAAUUCAGGGCGUGAAUGACCCGUCCUCCGAUACUGCCAUGUUCCUAGACGUCAAUACUGAACUUUACCCUGUCGAGAUUGACGAGCGAGUCACAAUUGCUCUGGCACUUUCUCUGAAUUUGGAUGGAAGCAAAGACGAUUCCAAGGGUUGGCGCAAUGUAGGCCGUGGUGAGCAAACCCUUGCAGACGAAUACGACUACGUUUGUCACGGAAAGAUAUACAGAUUCGAGGAAGGCGACGGUCAGAACAUCAAAGUUUAUAUCUCCUUCGGCGGUCUUCUCAUGCUGAUUGAUGGUCCUUACAAUGCCCUUGCUGCGCUCCGGGUAGAUUAUGUCUAUCUGCUCAUGAAGAAAUAA